UCAAAAUUUUUUUCCGAAAUAAAAACAUGAAGUAAUUUUUACACCGAAACUGAAAAUUACGCCAAAAUUAAUUAAAUUAUGAAUUAAAUACCAUCUGUAAUAAUAAAAUAACGUUAAUAUCCGUUCAAGAUGAUGUUCAGUAAUGUUCUUCGUAACCACAGCUCAUGCAUUUCGAUUCAAUUCUCACGAAGUUUCUCGUCCUCCAGUGUGAACUAUGGUAUGAGAAGUUUCAAUAAAUUUGUCUUAGUAAGAAGAGGAACCAAAAAGGAAAAGAAACAACAAGAAGAAAACCCUGAUCCAGAGUUACAAUAUACGAAUUACGGUCAUAGAGAACCGGGAUAUGUGCUUGGUGGUAAGAGAUACGUACCUCCUGAAUCGAUACCAGAAUUAAUUGUUCCUGAUUUAACCGAUUGUCCAUUCAAACCGUACGUUUCAUAUCGAGCUGUAACUAGAGACGAACCAGAAUUCACUGCGAAAGAUUUAUUCGAAGUAACUUACUGCCGAAAAAUGUACGACGAUUUCAAAGCAAAUAAACUGGACGAAGAUGGUAAUGCUUUAGAACCUAACGAUGCAGAAAAACUCACCGCUCAAGAAGCUUGGGCCAAUGCUCGUAAAUGUAAUAACGAUUUAAUGAAUACCAUCAAUACUUAUGUACCUCGAUAUAUUCGUGAAAAUAGAGAUUAGCUCUGUUAGAUAUGAAAAUCUUGCAUGUUUUUUUAGUUUAAUAAACUCGUUUGCUAUAUAUA
This is a messenger RNA of Planococcus citri (citrus mealybug), 746 nucleotides long. It is a transcript of the gene mRpL41, whose product is annotated as mitochondrial ribosomal protein L41. The record is from RefSeq and is a predicted model, not a curated record. NCBI's taxonomy places the organism in Eukaryota, Metazoa, Arthropoda, Insecta, Hemiptera, Pseudococcidae. Gene Ontology annotation, cellular component: mitochondrial large ribosomal subunit. The coding region runs from base 130 to 684 and encodes 184 amino acids. Gene Ontology annotation, molecular function: structural constituent of ribosome. The transcript has 3 exons.